CCCAUCUUCUACCCCCUCCUCCACAAAGGCUUCAGAGAGGAACACCCAGGGAGAGUUCAGAACUUUCAGUCACCGAGUUCGCCGGAGAAAGGUCCACGCAGCGCCGCUGUUCCUCGCCGUCGUCCGCUGUACUGAGCGCGGGGAUGGAGCCCCCGUGGCCUCGUCUUCCUCCUCGCUGAGUUCACGGAGCCGGAGCAGCUCCGGGCGUCUUCAACCUCGUCUUCUUCCCGGAACUGGAGCAGCUCUGAAACGGCACGCUCGUCCUCGUCUCCAAAGCGCGUCUGCCAUGGUGACCGUGUGCAUCUUCAUCGAUCCCGGCGUCGCCUCACGUCCUCGAGCCUUUCCGUUCGCCUACGCGCCUCCUGCAUUUGCUUCUUCCCGGAUAGGAUCACGAAGUGGUGAUGUGAGAUACGACGAGUUCUCCGACAAGUUCUUCUACAGCUUUUCACAGGUACAAGAUGACGACGUUAGCAAGGUUACCCUUCCGGCUUGGCCUGGGCAGGGUUAUGGACGCCAGUGGUUAUCUUCAGGACUCUUAGUCCAAUUUGUAUCUUGUCCAUACUCGGACGUAUUCGAUCUUCUGUAUGAUUUGGAUCUUUGUAUUAUAUAUUUGUAUCUUGACUCGUUGGAGUCGUUGUUGUAUAUAUGUAUCUUGUGGGCUCUAUUGUAAUCAUGUUGUAAUGUUACCGCUCGUGUUAAUUCCUCUGGCAUCACGUGUGUGAUUUGUCGCGCACGUCGUGUCGGAGGGCGUCUCUGGAUCGAUAUCGUGCGGAUUUCGGCGGGAUCGCUGGAAUCCUCAGGAUACCGGUUCCGGGGCGUCACAAGUUGGUAUCAGAGCUCAGGUUGACGGUACCCCACUAGUCCUGCCUGUAGGAUAACCUUGCCAACGGUCGUUGAGUUUAGAGUGUCAAAACCUAUUUUCUGAAACAUCGUUGGAUAGAUCUGAUUAGCUCUAUUUUUCUCCUUACCUAUAUUCUUUCUUCUCUUACCUAUGCGAGUUUUAAGUCUUCUCUCUUAUCUGAGUCUUAGGUUCUACGCGGGUUGG
Molecule: messenger RNA, 1045 nt
Organism: Lolium perenne
Lineage: Eukaryota; Viridiplantae; Streptophyta; Magnoliopsida; Poales; Poaceae
Source: RefSeq, a predicted model, not a curated record